Molecule: messenger RNA, 564 nt
Organism: Daucus carota subsp. sativus
Lineage: Eukaryota; Viridiplantae; Streptophyta; Magnoliopsida; Apiales; Apiaceae
Product: protein TRACHEARY ELEMENT DIFFERENTIATION-RELATED 6
Exons: 1
Coding region: 9-416 (135 amino acids)
Biological process (GO): plant-type secondary cell wall biogenesis
Source: RefSeq, a predicted model, not a curated record
AAAACCAGAUGUUCCACAACAAACUCAUCCAAAACCUUCAAUACCUUCAAAACAAUCAAAUGGCAUCAGACAGUGAUUCAACUGUUAUAGUUGUGGUAUUUGUGUCACUAGGGGGCUUUUGCUUCCUGGCGUUCGUCUUGUUUGCCUUGUGUUGCUUUAUCAAGUACCGGAAGAAGGCAUCUCAAGAAGCUGACAAUGUACGUGUAGAUGAACAUAUGAAGAUUAAGGAAGACAUCGUACAAGGACCUCGGGGAACAGAAGUUGUGAUGCUAACAAUUGAGGAUGAUGUUCAUAUCGAAGAAGAGAUCAGGAAAAAUGAAAAUUUUGGUGCAGGAAUGCAUGCAAAAUCUGCAGAUCAAAUUGUUGCAGAAACAUCUUCUCGUUCAGGCGAUCAACAGGCAGAGCACAAGGUUUAACUCUACGUGAAACACUGAAACAGACACUGUGGUAAAUAUUAUAUUUUACGCAAUUACUCCUUGUACUCAUAAAAUUCGUUGUACAAUGUAAAUGUUUGUGCAGCUGUGAAAUCAAUAAACGGUAUAGAUAAAAUAAGCGUUAAACAAA